This is a messenger RNA of Habropoda laboriosa, 4324 nucleotides long. RefSeq names its product bumetanide-sensitive sodium-(potassium)-chloride cotransporter (gene Ncc69). Lineage: Eukaryota; Metazoa; Arthropoda; Insecta; Hymenoptera; Apidae. Gene Ontology annotation, cellular component: membrane. The transcript has 19 exons. The coding region runs from base 786 to 3929 and encodes 1047 amino acids. Gene Ontology annotation, molecular function: sodium:potassium:chloride symporter activity. Gene Ontology annotation, biological process: potassium ion homeostasis; sodium ion homeostasis; chloride transmembrane transport. The record is from RefSeq and is a predicted model, not a curated record.
GUGUACGCGAGCGCGCGGUCGGUUCAGUGAAGGGGAAUUGUACGAUGUUCCGUCAGUAGGAAUCGGGAUUUUGUGUCGGCCGGACGCGUGGAGGAGUGGCAAAUCUGAGAAAUCGCACGAGUACAUAUGACAGAAGCGGCACGUGCUUGCGCGAACACAUAAGAAGUGCACACCGUCACCGGACCAGUUCUUUCGUACGGUGUAAGUCGAGUGAAAAGGGAAGACAGUUGCAUCGUGUGCAAUCGUGGAAACGAGUCCAGAAUUUGCCGGCUUUCUUUCACGUUGCCCGAGAUGCCGUCAUCUGCAUUCCCGAAAAGCGUCGAACGUUAAGAAUCGUCUUUAUAUUAUCCAACGGACAGAUGUGAGAGCAGCUCCAAGACGUGAAUAUUCAUGGCGUGAGGUUAUGGGGGGAUCGGAUACCUGACAGAAACUCUGUUCAACUCGAAGUCCCUUUUACGUGGCUGAGAAAGAAGAUAAACGAUCUAUAAACCCCUUGCAAGGAGCGCGACUUACUCUCGGAAGCUUCCUCGAAUUUCACCUAACCACACACUCGAGAGAUUGAACACGACCGAUGGUAAAACGAUUGUUAAUAGAGAGAGGGAGAGAGAGAGAGCUCGAAUCCGAAGCCUGAGGAACGGUCUACAAACAAACGUCACGGAGACCAGCUUCUAGAUUGUUGUCGAGAGCUCGAUCGUCGUCAGUUGCAUCUCUCCGACAGCAGUGUAACGAACAAGCGAAAGUAGACGCGAAAUCUCGGGAGAAGACUUUAGAGAAGGAGGAAAAAGAUGGCUCACGAGAACGGUAUAAACGGUGAUACGGAUUCGGAAACGGUCGAAUUGAAUCCUCUAAGGAGGACCAGGUUCCACGUGAAUCGAGUGGACAGCCUCGAAGGUCGUGCCAGUCUUCUAGGUGAACAAGAGACGAAAAAAUCCCUGAGGCACAUGACCAGAGAGGCACUGCCUAGGCUGGACAAUUACAGGAACAUCAUGAGUAUCCAGGCUGCUCAUAGACCGUCUUUGGACGAGCUACACAAUCCCACUCUGCUUAACAAGGGUUCGGGCUCGCACACUUUACCAAUAGCGCACACGAAGCCACCUACUUCCGGGAUUAAAUUCGGAUGGAUUCAAGGUGUAUUGUUGAGAUGUCUUCUAAAUAUUUGGGGGGUUAUGCUGUUUCUACGACUCUCCUGGGUCGUGGCACAAGCUGGUAUAGGAGAAGCUAUCCUAUUGAUCUUAACAACGACAGCUGUAACAACGAUAACGUCGUUAUCGAUGUCGGCGAUCAGCACAAAUGGGCUAAUUAAAGGAGGUGGCACGUAUUACAUGAUUUCCAGAUCACUUGGACCGGAAUUCGGAGGAUCUAUAGGGCUGAUAUUUUCCUUGGCGAACGCAGUCGCUUGUUCGAUGUACGUUGUUGGAUUUUGCGAGAGUAUGGUUGAUUGUCUGAAAUCGAACGGAGUCUGUAUCGUUGAUUGCGACAAUACCGACAUCAGGAUUAUAGGUUGUAUCACGAUAGUUCUGUUACUAUUGAUAGUAAUGAUCGGCUUGGAAUGGGAGGCGAAAGCUCAGAUUGGUUUGCUGAUCAUCUUGCUGUUGGCUAUCGUCGAUUUCAUCAUUGGCACUUUUAUGGGCCCUAAAGACGAUCAGGAGAGGGCUAAAGGAUUCAUAGGAUACAACGCCGAUCUGUUCAAGGAGAACUUUUAUUCGGACUACAGAUACAGCGAAGGGGUGGAACAUAAUUUUUUUUCAGUCUUGGCUAUAUUUUUCCCAGCGGCUACAGGUAUCCUGGCAGGUGCGAAUAUAUCCGGUGACUUGAAGGAUCCACAAACGGCUAUACCUAAAGGAACUUUAUUGGCUAUUCUUCUAACAACGAUUUCUUACAUCUUCAUGACGUUUAUGGUCGGCGGUACAGUAGCAAGAGAUGCGUCUGGCGAUGUUAACGAUCUAUGGAACACUUUUAAUAGUUCGUACGCUGCCUUAUCGAACUUGAACGCGACCAACGAAACAACCGAGACCCCGGUUACUGCCGUCGAUCCCAAUCAAAUAGUAUGGACGAAAUAUGGCACGAAAUUUAAUUGUACGGGCAAUUGUCCGUACGGUAGCCAGAACAGCUUCCAGGUGAUCGAGUUGGUUUCUGCGUUUGGACCAUUUAUUUAUGCGGGAUGCUUUGCAGCUACUUUAUCAAGCGCCUUGGCAUCGUUGGUUUCCGCGCCUAAAGUAUUUCAGGCACUUUGUCUGGAUAAAUUGUAUCCUGGAAUAGCGUGGUUCAGUGGUGAAAAAGACAAAGAACCAAUUCGUGGUUACUUUCUUACUUUUAUAAUCGCAGUCGGUUUUAUAUUGAUUGGGGAAUUAAAUGCCAUAGCUCCUUUGAUCUCAAAUUUCUUUUUGGCUGCCUAUACUCUCGUUAACUUCAGCACUUUCCACGCUUCUUUGGCUAAACCAAUUGGCUGGAGACCAACGUUUAAGUAUUAUAAUAUGUGGCUAAGUCUUGCUGGUUCUAUUCUCUGUGUUUCUGUGAUGUUCUUGAUCUCAUGGUGGACAGCGUUAAUUACGUUAUGUGUAGUUUUAGCACUUUAUCUCGUAGUCUCGUAUAGAAAACCAGAUGUAAAUUGGGGUUCUACGACGCAAGCCCAAACGUACAAUAGCGCCCUAAAUGCUGUCCAACAAUUAGAUAGAGUCGAAGAACACGUUAAAAAUUAUAGACCUCAACUAUUAGUACUCACUGGCACUCCAAGUGCAAGAUUAGCGCUUGUUGAUUUUGCACAUCAUAUUACCAAGAAUAAUAGUUUAUUUAUUUGCGGCCAUGUUAUCGAGGCACCGGUGUCGUAUAAAACGCGAAACACCAUGAUCGUGAACUGUACUUCCUGGUUUAGAGCAAAUAAAAUUAAAGCAUUUUAUUCUUUGGUGGAUGGUGCAAACUUCCAAGAAGGAGUAACUUCUCUUCUGCAAGCCGCUGGCUUGGGAAAAAUGAGGCCUAAUAUAUUGUUAAUGGGCUAUAAGCAUGACUGGGCGACUUGCCCACGAAAAAAUCUGAAUAUGUACUUUAACGUGAUGCACAAAGCUUUAGAUAUGCAUAUAGCGGUAGCUCUUCUUCGAAUAAGCGAAGGUUUAGACUGUAGCACAGUUAUAGGAGAUGCUGAGGAACAGAAGAAGAAUGCGCAAACGAUUCCAGGGAAUCAAAGCUUUUCUCAGCUUAGUCAAGCUAGCAGCACCUCAGAUAUUUCUAUUCCUGGUAGUCCGGCUCCACGGAGGUCCAAAAUGAUCAAUGAAUAUCCUAAUCCAACCGUGGAAGAUCAACGCGAAAAUCGACAGAAUAUUACACCCGUAGCAAAAAAUAUACUUACUGCUGUAACAAAAUUCCAACGUAAGCAGAAGAAGGGCACGAUAGACGUGUGGUGGUUGUACGAUGAUGGUGGUUUAACCCUUCUGUUACCCUACAUUAUUAGUACAAGGCGUAAUUGGUCUAACAGUAAAUUAAGAGUGUUUGCCCUGGCUAAUAAAAAUUCUGAACUUGAAUACGAGCAAAGAAAUAUGGCGAGUCUUUUAUCAAAAUUCAGGAUAGACUACUCUGCAUUGAAAGUUAUUCCUGACAUCUCGAAACCAGCACAAGAAAAUACAAAGAGUUUCUUUGAUUCCUUGAUAGCAAAUUUCCAGCAAGCAGCAAAUCCGAAAAUAACAGACGACGAUGUUAUUAAAGAAUCUGAACUACUUGCUAUGAAAGAAAAAACGAAUAGGCAUCUACGUUUAAGAGAAUUAUUACUUGAAAAUUCGAUGGAAGCCAAUUUAGUAGUUAUGACAUUGCCAAUGCCUCGAAAAGGUGCUGUAUCAGCGACACUUUAUAUGGCCUGGCUUGAAACUCUGACCCGCGACAUGCCACCAUUUUUACUUGUUCGAGGAAAUCAUACAUCUGUUUUAACUUUUUAUUCUUAAAGACGCGAAACAAAUAAGAACACUGACGUGUAAUGAGAUCGAUAAUUAUUGAAAUUAGUUCAAGUGUUUUACCAAUGACUUAAACAUUAUAGUUGCGUAAUUAAGUGAAUUAAUAAAAAACAAGGAGAGAAAAAUAGAAAAACUGCCCAGUGACACAUAUAAUAGUAAUAUGCCUUUAUAUGUUGAAAGAGGCAUACGUUUGAAUGAGUUAGUAUACGGGUGUGUGUUUAGUAAGGACCAAUCUCUAAACAUAUUUGAAUACAAUGAAUGCAGCAAGACUGUAUUAUUUUUUUAAUAACAUGUUUGCCACAAUAAUUGUUCCUAAAUUUCGAAAUGUUUUCCAUCCACCAAUUGUAAAAAACAUAAUUGCAUCCUUAUGAAUACUUAAAAUAAAU